CAUGCAAGCAGUAACCCGGGGCUGCAAACGCCAUGACACGGCCUAGGAAGCGGCACUGGACACCCGUGAAGCAGUCCUAGGCAUCGGAAGUCAGCACCAGAGCCAGGGCUUGGCACUCUUUCCCUCUGUCCUUCUCCUCUGACCUCCCUCGACCCCUACCAACACCAUGGAGGCCGACGACUUCGAUCUGGAGAAAAAUAAAACGAAGGAGACGUCGCCCAGCAAGAUCUUGGUCCACCUUCUCUUCAGCCACUUCGGAAUUUUCAUUGUCGUGGCGAUAUAUGCUGCUAUUGGUGCCUAUGCGUUCGUGGAGAUCGAGCGUCCCCACGAAGAGCGGCUGUAUGAGAUCAAGCAGGAGAAGGCGGUGGAGGUGAACCAGACGAUGAACUACAUGGCCAACCUCUUCUGGUUCUACGUAGACAAGAACUGGACUCUGGAUUCGUACAACGCCACGGUAUACAAAGACCUCAAGAAGCUGGAGUCGUUCAUCAUAUCGGCAGUUCAGAAUUACAACUACGAUGGAACGGUCAUGAACUGGGACUAUUCCUGGACUUUCCCGAACUCGCUGCUCCUGACCAUGACCAUUAUGUCGACCAUUGGAUACGGCCAUAUAUCGCCUGUGACAUCGUGGGGGCAGUUCUUCUGCAUCAUCUACUCGAUCAUUGGAUGUCCUCUUCUGCUCGUGUUCUUGGGGAAUCUUGGAAACUCUAUGGCUGAGUCCUUUACUUACAUUUACAGUCGCUGUUGUUGUCGAUGGUGUCGAAGUGUGCGCAACUUGUCCGAACUGCCUCCUAAAGCAAGCAAAAAGUACCGAAAGCUCUUGAUUGACGAUGAGGUUGGGAAGGAAGAGUACAUGCCGACGGAGCACGUGGACGUGCCCAUCACCCUGACCCUCGUGGUGCUGUUCGUGUACAUCAUGCUCGGCGCCGUCCUCUUCUCCGUGUGGGAGAACUGGGACCUCGGCUCCUCCUCCUACUUCACCUUCGUCACGCUCUCCACCAUCGGCUACGGGGACAUGGUGCCCGGCACGGCGCUGCUGGACAGCCAGAAUCCCGGGACGGCGGGUCUCAAGAUGGCCGUGUGCAUCGGGUACAUCUUGCUAGGCAUGGCGCUGCUGUCCAUGUGUCUCAACCUGAUGCAGGAGCAGAUCGUCGAGAAGUGCCGCUGGCUGGCCCGGGAGAUCGGCCUGAGUGGGAAGGACACCGUGCAGGAGGCCAAGGGUAAGGACAAGGACAAGGACAAGAAGGCCCUCGACGACAUCGACGACGACAAGAAGAAGAAACUGGACGACUUGAAGGACGUAGACAAAACCCCGCCGAAGGACACCCUCUCCGUGCCGAGUUCAGCAGGAUCCAGAAGUUCCCUCUUGAAGUCUCCAACGCAUUCCAUUCCUGGUGCCUUGGACGACUUGUAAGUGACGACUGAGCAGCGAAGAAGAUUCAGAACUGGAGAUUUGUUGUGAUUAUUUUUUUUUCUUAAAAAAAAUCACCUAAAGAGUUUUUUCUUGUAGGUUUCCAUCAGUAAGCUGUAGUGAAUAAUCAUAUAUAUGAAGCAGUCACGCAUACAUAAAGUUAAGAAAAAAUAUGAUUAUGAAAUAGCAUGACAUUUGAGAUUCACAAUGCAGUAUUUCAUAUAACUAUUACCAGUAAAGUCUUUAGCGAUUGUACCACCAACUAGCCAUUAGCAAAUUUGCUGCUCCGUAUUGGAAUGACUGUUCUGCUGUUGAUAAAUGUAGGCGUAAUCAAAAUAAUGAGUAACUUGGCUUCAGUGCAGCGUGAAUAACAAUACCUCAGUCAUUUGUCUUUGUCUCAGAAGCAAGGACACCGUACUUUUAGGUGAGUAACUUGGCUUCAAAAAAUACAGUACAAUUAUACGAUACGUAUACAGUUCCAGAAGUGCGUUUGUCUGUGAUUCUGAGCAAAUGUGAAUGAAUGCUGUAUUGUUUUACUCAUUCCAUGUCAGAACACUAAUGUGAAUGGCUACUACAUAUAUAUUAUAUUUUCCCCUAUAGAAAGGCCGCAUUGAAAUCAUGUUUAAGGAUAUGAUUGAAAGAUAUUUAUGACCUUGUUUAG
Molecule: messenger RNA, 2072 nt
Organism: Penaeus indicus
Lineage: Eukaryota; Metazoa; Arthropoda; Malacostraca; Decapoda; Penaeidae
Product: TWiK family of potassium channels protein 7-like
Exons: 7
Coding region: 167-1414 (415 amino acids)
Biological process (GO): stabilization of membrane potential; potassium ion transmembrane transport
Cellular component (GO): plasma membrane
Molecular function (GO): potassium ion leak channel activity; outward rectifier potassium channel activity
Source: RefSeq, a predicted model, not a curated record